Molecule: messenger RNA, 2628 nt
Organism: Nerophis lumbriciformis (worm pipefish)
Lineage: Eukaryota; Metazoa; Chordata; Actinopteri; Syngnathiformes; Syngnathidae
Source: RefSeq, a predicted model, not a curated record
AUGCACGACGCCUAUGAGCCGGUGCCGAUUUUGGAGAAGCUUCCACUCCAGAUUGACUGUAUGGCGGCCUGGGAGGACUGGUUGCUUGUUGGAACCAAGCCAGGACACCUCCUUUUGUACAGGAUUAAAAAGGAUGCAGCCACCAACCUCUUCGAAGUCACACUUGAGAAGUCCAACAAGAACUUUUCCAAGAAAAUCCAGCAACUCUACGUUGUUUCGCAGUACAAAAUACUCGUCAGUCUUCUGGAGAACAAUAUCCACGUCCACGACCUGCUGACAUUCCAGCAAAUUACUGUAGUGUCCAAAGCCAAGGGAGCCACGCUGUUUGUUUGCGACUUGCAGCAAAGCAGCGCUGGAGAGGAAACGCUGAGAAUGUGUGUUGCCGUAAAGAAGAAGUUGCAGAUGUACUACUGGAAGGAUCGAGAAUUCCACGAGCUGCAGGGAGACUUUGGCACUCCAGAUAUUCCAAAGUCCAUGGCCUGGUGCGAGAGCUCCAUCUGCGUCGGCUUCAAAAGAGACUAUUACCUCAUCCGGAUGGACGGUCGCGGCACCAUCAAGGAGCUCUUUCCAACUGGCAAACAGCUGGAGCCGCUAGUCACCCCUCUGGCAGAUGGCAAGGUCGCUGUCGGGCAGGACGACCUCACUGUGGUGCUGAAUGAGGAGGGGAUUUGCACCCAGAAGUGUGCCCUAAAUUGGACGGACAUCCCCAUAGCUAUGGAGCACCAGCCUCCAUACAUCAUCGCAGUACUGCCCCGCUAUGUGGAGAUCCGAACUUUGGAGCCCCGGCUUCUGGUGCAGAGCGUGGAGCUGCAGAGGCCUCGUUUCAUCACGUCGGCUGGGCCAAAUGUUGUGUACGUAGCCAGUAACCAUUUUGUGUGGCGUUUGGUGCCCGUGUCUAUCGCCACGCAAAUCCGGCAGCUGCUGCAGGACAAGCAGUUUGAGCUCGCACUUCAGCUGGCAAAGAUGAAAGACGACUCGGACGGUGACAAAAAACAGCAGAUCCAUCACAUCCAGAACCUCUUUGCCUUCAAUCUGUUUUGCCAGAAGCGAUUUGACGACUCUAUGCAGGUCUUUGCCAAACUGGGCACAGAUCCCACCCAUGUGAUCGGCCUGUACCCGGACCUGCUUCCGUCCGAUUAUCGCAGGCAGUUGCACUACCCCAACCCCCUCCCUGCACUAUCUGGAGCAGAGCUGGAGAAGGCCCACCUGGCACUCAUCGAUUACCUCACGCAGAAACGCAGCCACCUGGUGAAACAGCUCAACGACUCGGACCCAUCCACAACAUCGCCACUCAUGGAGGGCACGCCCACCAUCAAGAGUCGCAAGAAGCUGCUGCAGAUCAUCGACACCACGCUGCUUAAAUGCUAUCUGCACACCAAUGUAGCCUUGGUUUCGCCCCUGCUGCGCCUGGAAAACAACCACUGCCACAUCGAAGAAAGCGAGUAUGUGCUAAAGAAGGCGCACAAGUACAGCGAACUCAUUAUUCUCUACGAGAAGAAAGGCCUGCAUCAGAAAGCUCUGCAGGUUCUAUUGGACCAAUCCACCAAGGCCAACUCUCCCCUGAAGGGCCACGAGCGCACCGUGCAGUACCUCCAGAGGCUGGGUGUUGAGAAUCUGGGUAUGAUCUUUGAGUUCGCUCCCUGGGUGCUGAAGAUCUGUCCAGAAGAUGGGCUAAAGAUCUUUACGGAGGACCUGACCGAAGUGGAGACGUUGCCACGGGACAAGGUGCUCAAUUUCCUAAAAGAGGGCUUCAAGGAACUGGCCGUCCCAUACUUGGAGCACAUCAUUUACGUGUGGGACGACAAGGGCCCCGAGUUUCACAACACCCUCAUUCAGCUCUACCUAGAGCGCGUCCAAGGCCUGAUGAAGCAGUACCUUAACUCGCUGCCAGAAGGAGUCGCGGCUGUGCCGGCGGGCAUGGAGAAAGGUGAGCUGGGAGAGUUUCGGAACAAGCUUCUAUCCUUUCUGGAUAUCUCCAGCAGUUACGAGCCGGCGCGACUCAUCAGCAACUUUCCCUUCGACGGCCUUCUGGAGGAACGGGCGCUGCUGCUGGGUCGCAUGGGGAAGCACGAGCAGGCGCUCUUCAUCUACGUUCACGUCCUGAAGGACACGCACAUGGCCGAGGAGUACUGUCACAGCCACUACAGCAGCUCAGUGGAAACCGAUAAAGACGUGUAUCUGUCCCUGCUGAGGAUGUACCUGUCCCCCCCGGACGCGCGCUGCCUCGGGCCCAUCAAGAUGGAAUUGUCGGAACCCCAGGCCAACCUGCAGGCCGCCCUCCGGGUGCUGGAGCUGCACCACAGCAAGCUUAACACCACCAAGGCCAUCAACCUGCUGCCGGCCAACACUCAGAUCCGCGAGAUCCGAGUCUUCUUGGAGAGCGUCCUGGAGGAGAAGGCCGAGAGGAAACGCUGCAACCAAGUGCUCAAGAGUCUACUGCAGGCGGAGUUCCUCAGGGUGCAGGAGGAGCGCAUCUUUCAACAGCAGGUCAAAUGUGUCAUCACGGACGAGAAGACGUGCAGAGUUUGCAAAAAGAAGAUAGGAAACAGCGCGUUUGCCAGGUACCCCAACGGCGUGGUGGUGCACUACUUUUGCUGCAAAGACCGCAACGCGUGUCCAGCAGAGUAA